UGCGAAGUGAAAAGCAAUCGUUGCGAUACGUAACCCCGUGGAAACAUGUGAGGACGUCGUGGAGAUGGAACGAAUAUGUAAUUACGCGCAAAUAAAACGAUCUAACAAUGUAGUCCGAUUAUUCAGCGCAAAAGUGUCUCCUAACCUAAAGCUUCCCACGCCUUCGGCACAUUGCGAUUUGAUCGGGCCGCCUGAUCCGAUUUCGAAUAUACGACCGAUCAUUGUCGCGAGAUCCGAGAAUGAAAGUAAAUUGGAGAAGAUUUAUAGAGAAGCCAGAGAGGACACACAAACCUGGAAUCAACAUUUCUGGACGAAACACAACAUUAGGUUUAUCAAGGAACGUAAACAAUUCCAGGAGAAUUUAAAGAAGGAAGGGAAAACUUCGAUCACUGCUGAUGACAUGUCAGUGUUUUAUAAAGAAUUUUUGGACAAGAAUUGGCACACACAUUUCAAUUAUAACAUCGCUUGGUACAGGAGAAAUAUUAAAUUACUGUUCCUCGAGUUUGGGGUAAGAAUAUCUAAAUUGAAAUUUAGGUGAUUGACAGUAUUCUUUGAACAUAGUGUAUUGUACAUAUUUACAAUGUAAAUCUCUAUUUAUGAUUUAUUUGUAAGCUGUUAAGAGUAAAAU
Molecule: messenger RNA, 628 nt
Organism: Ceratina calcarata
Lineage: Eukaryota; Metazoa; Arthropoda; Insecta; Hymenoptera; Apidae
Gene: Coa8
Product: Cytochrome c oxidase assembly factor 8
Exons: 3
Coding region: 65-538 (157 amino acids)
Biological process (GO): intrinsic apoptotic signaling pathway
Cellular component (GO): mitochondrion
Source: RefSeq, a predicted model, not a curated record